UUUACCCGCUCCAAGAGAGCCCGUUUUAUCCAAAGUGAGCGAGGCGCUCGGUCACUUCAAGUUUCUCCCGCGCCCUCGCCGAGGCUCUCCCGAAAGGCGCCGUUGAGCUCUCCGAAGCGUCACGCCGCCGCUUGUCGCCGUUUCCCACCGAUUAUCGCGGCAAACACGCCGUGUCUCGUUCGGAUUGGCGGCCGUCCGGCGCCCUUUUAAAGGCGCCCUGUAAAACGAGGCAUCACUGCGCACCAAUUCCUGGACUGGGGAGACACGGCAGUACCUCUUCUAGAGGAAUGAGCCGUUGGACUCUCGCCAAGCGGCGCUUUCGCUCGUUAUUCGCCCGAUAAAUACCGCGAGAAAACACAAAUCUGCGCGCCUCACUGACACGGCUGCAUAGCGCCCGACGAGUUGAGUCUACACCAUCCUCAUGUGUCUUUUAAGGGGCCGACUCCCCGCGUGAGAGGGAGGUUCCUCUGAACAGUGCAGCUCGUGCUCAGUCUCGCUCCGCUCGCAGUAAAAACAGAACGAUGGCAGAAGCCGCUCCCGCUCCAGCCGCCGCACCGCCCAAAGCUCCCAAGAAGAAAAGCGCCGCCCGGCCCAAGAAAGCCGGCCCCAGCGUCGGUGAGCUCAUCGUCAAGGCUGUUUCGCAGUCCAAGGAGAGGAGCGGCGUGUCUCUCGCCGCCCUGAAGAAAGCUCUGGCUGCCGGCGGCUACGACGUGGACAAGAACAACUCCCGCGUCAAGAUCGCCGUUAAGAGCCUCGUGACGAAGGGCACUUUGGUGCAGACCAAAGGCACCGGCGCGUCGGGCUCCUUCAAGCUCAACAAGAAGCAAGCCGAGCCGAAGAAGAAGCCGGCUAAGAAAGCAGCGACCAAACCCAAGAAGGCGGCCGCCAAGAAGCCCGCCGCGGCCAAAAAGCCCAAGAAGGUAGCGGCGAAGAAGCCCGCGGCCGCCAAAAAGUCGCCGAAAAAAGCUAAGAAGGUAGCGGCGAAGAAGCCAGCGGCCGCCAAGAAAGUCGCCAAGUCUCCCAAGAAAGCCAAGAAGCCGGCGGCCCCGAAGAAGGCGGCCAAGAGCCCGAAGAAAACAAAGGCCGUCAAGCCCAAAGCAGCCAAGCCCAAGGCGGCGAAAAAGGCCGCCCCCAAGAAGAAGUAAACGUGCCGU
Messenger RNA from Pygocentrus nattereri (red-bellied piranha), 1154 nucleotides. Its product is annotated as histone H1-like. The transcript has a single exon. Bases 522 to 1145 code for a protein of 207 amino acids. The record is from RefSeq and is a predicted model, not a curated record. Gene Ontology annotation, molecular function: structural constituent of chromatin; DNA binding. Gene Ontology annotation, cellular component: nucleosome. NCBI's taxonomy places the organism in Eukaryota, Metazoa, Chordata, Actinopteri, Characiformes, Serrasalmidae. Gene Ontology annotation, biological process: nucleosome assembly.